AACUUUAUGGGACAACCCAAUAAAAACAUAAACAAUUCACAGAAAAUUUUAUAUUUUUGCAAGAAAUCUUCAUAAAUUCCUUGAAAAAAUGACCCGAGGCAGGAAGAAGAAUAAGAUUGAGGAAGUUGAGAAGCCCCGUGGCUUCGAUCGUGGUCUGGAAUUUGAGAAAAUAGUUGGAUCUCAUUUUGGGAAUGGAGAGAUUUAUUUCCUGGUAAAGUGGCAGAAUUGCACUGAAUUGGAUCUCAUGACAGCCACGGAGCUCAAUCAGAGAAUCCCCGAGCAGAUGGUUGCUUAUCAUGAGAAUCACAGCAAUAUCACAAAGCGUUUCCGGGACAGAAUGAAGAUGGAAGCAAGGGCCAGGAGUAAUAUGGAGCUCAUGGGGAAGACAAAGGCCAGCGAUACGGACUUCCGGGUGGAAGUUAAGGUUGAUCAGAGUGCCGAUGGUGGGAACAAUUUUACAAUGACCGUCAAUAAGCAGGAAGCAAAAAGCGAUGGAAUGUCCAUUGAUUGAAUUUUAUAGCUCCCAAUAAAGUUUUGUGUCCAGGAAGUUCCUGAAUUUAUUGAGCAUUUAA
Messenger RNA from Lutzomyia longipalpis, 572 nucleotides. RefSeq lists its product as uncharacterized. The transcript is spliced from 2 exons. The coding region runs from base 89 to 511 and encodes 140 amino acids. Gene Ontology annotation, cellular component: nucleus. The record is from RefSeq and is a predicted model, not a curated record. NCBI's taxonomy places the organism in Eukaryota, Metazoa, Arthropoda, Insecta, Diptera, Psychodidae.